Daphnia carinata is the source of this 1876-nucleotide messenger RNA. RefSeq names its product chorion peroxidase-like. The transcript has 13 exons. Lineage: Eukaryota; Metazoa; Arthropoda; Branchiopoda; Diplostraca; Daphniidae. The coding region runs from base 80 to 1870 and encodes 596 amino acids. The record is from RefSeq and is a predicted model, not a curated record. Gene Ontology annotation, biological process: response to oxidative stress. Gene Ontology annotation, molecular function: peroxidase activity; heme binding.
GUGAAACAACGUUCUCUAUAAAAAUGCGGUGUACUCCCAGAUUAUUGCGCAGUUUCAAAGGCAAGUUUAAGUGGCCAAAAUGGUGUUUAUUCUAAUAGCAAUACUAGCGCUGGCCGCCGGUACCUUAUCGAACGAGGAUGCAUCCGUCCGGCAAGCAACGCCGUUACCAGCUGCACCAACAUGCGAUCCUAACUACAGGUACCGCACAUUCGACGGAACCUGCAACAAUUUGAGCUUCCCGCGUUUCGGACAAGCAGGCACAAUUUUCCAACGAUUAAUGGGUCCAGCAACCUAUUCUAAUGAUCUCUCAGCAAUCCGUUUGGCGAAAUCAGGAAACCCAUUGCCAAGCACACGUCUAGUUUCUACUACAGUCACCGUAAGCAGUAGCGUCUUUGAUUAUGACACUGCUUUGAUAACAAUGCAAUGGGGUCAAUUCAUGGACCACGAUUUAACACAGACACCACAAUUCACCAUAACUGUCGGAUGCUGUGGUGGAGGACUAUUCGGGAACGUCACUGCCAAUCCGAACGCGGAAUGUUUACACAUUCCCAUACCAAGUAACGAUCCCGUUUAUAGCAACGUGAAUUGCAUGAACAUGAUUCGCUCCUCUUAUGGCCCACGUCUCGAUGGCAGUAUGCCAACACGUAGACAACAGAUUAAUGCUAUAACCCACUGGAUCGACGGAUCGCAAAUCUACGGAAACAGCGACUCCACUGCCCAAUCGCUGCGAGAUAAAAGUUCAGGCAAAGGUCUUUUAGCAUUUUCUGUGCAAAAUGGCCAAGUUUUGCUACCCACAUCACCAUCGACAUGCUCCGAUUGCUUUGUGGCAGGCGAUAACAGAGUGCGUGAACAGCCAUUGCUUACGGUAAUGCACACCUUGUGGCUUCGGGAACAUAACCGCGUAGCAAAGGCACUAUACGCAAGGUUCGGUUCAAGCAAGUCUGAUGAAUUCUACUACCAAGAAGCUCGCCGUAUAGUGAUUGCCGAGUUCCAGCACAUAACUUACAGAGAAUAUCUUCCCGUUAUUCUUGGUCCUGAGAAUCCGGUCCCUCCGUUCGAUACCCAAUUCAAUCCGGCAAUCUUUAACGAAUUUGCCGCUGCUGCCUAUCGUAUGGGUCACUCUCAGCUGAGGAGUUUUAUAAAACUUUUCGAAGCUGACGGAACCGCAAGCAACCAAAGCUUUUUUCUCGGUAAUUCAUUUCUUACUGGUGCUUACCGCCUUCUCAAUCCCAAGUUUCUCGACAACGCCCUACGUGGUCAAUUGCUCACUCCCGCCCAGUCGGUAGACGAAUGUUUUGCUCCCGAUGUUACAAGUCAACUUUUCAGGACCACAACUGCCCUUGGUGCUGAUUUAGUUGCAAUUAACAUGCAACGCGGACGAGAUCACGGACUUCCACCUUACGUCAUGGCCCGACAGAUUGCACUGCAGAACUCCGGCCUACAACCGUAUCCUCCUCCUCCACCACCAAGGACAUUCGAUGACCUAGCCCCGACACAUUCUCUAGAAGUCAUCGCAAGUCUGAAGGCAGUGUACGAAUCAGUGGAAGAUAUUGAUUUAUAUAUCGGUGGAGUGACAGAACGGCCUCUGCCUGGCGCUGCUGUUGGGCCGACAUUCGCUUAUAUUAUUGGCCAGCAGUUUGACAAUUUGAGACGGUCGGAUCGUUUUUUUUACGCCAACCUUGGACAGACGGUUUCUUUCGCUCCCCGUCAAUUCGAUGAAAUUAGGAAAGUAAGUCUGGCUCGCAUCAUUUGUGACAACAAUGACGGAACAAUCACACAGAUUCAGCCAAUGGCCUUCCGCAGGCCCUCUCAGUAUAACAUGCCGAUUCCUUGCUCCAACAUACCGGGGAUCAAUUUCAACUACUACUAGAAGAAU